Messenger RNA from Macrosiphum euphorbiae (potato aphid), 1278 nucleotides. The record is from the annotation of a GenBank genome assembly. NCBI's taxonomy places the organism in Eukaryota, Metazoa, Arthropoda, Insecta, Hemiptera, Aphididae.
AUGCCGCCGUCUGCGAGUGAUAUCGAGCGUGCUGAACGCUCUCUAAAGCGUAGCAUUGUAAAAAGAGAUUGCACUGUUGAACAGUUUAGAACACUCAUGCAAUUAAGUGACAAUAUUGAAUCUGAUACCGAUCAAAAGACGCUUUUUCGGGUCCGACUUCGUGACCUCGACAGCCUAUUAACCAAUUUCCAUGCCGAUCAGGACGAUAUUCUUGAUCAAUUAAUUAUCCUAUCGCGCGAGGAACAAUUUGUCAAGUCACAUGCGCCUGUUGAAGCACUUAUAUUGGACAGUUUUUAUAGGGUGCAAGCUGUUGCUGCUGACCAUCACUUAGAUGCUGAUCGAAGUGUUCAAAAUAUUUCGUCACGCAGCACACGUAGCAAUGUUCAAUUACCGAAAAUUCUAUUGAAACAAUUCAAUGGUGAUCUUCAGCAAUGGUGUUCUUACCGAGACACGUUUACGUCUUUAGUUCAUAACAACGAUGAAUUAUCCGACAUAGAAAGAUUUCAUUAUCUAUUAUCAUCUUUAUCAAGUCAAGCAUUACCUGUUGUACGUUCGAUACCCUUCACGGAGGUCAAUUAUAUUGUCGCGUGGGAGGCAUUGCAUACUCGUUUUGACAACAAACGAUUAUUAGUUAAUUAUCAUCUAGACGCUAUGUUUGCCUUUUGUCCGCUCGCCAGUGAGUCAGUAUCAGGUUUAAAACGGUUCUUAGACACUUUCCAACAGAACAUUUCUGCUAUAAAGGCACUAGGCGUUGACGAUUUGGCUAGUUUCCUAUUAUUUUACAUAGCAUCUCGGUGUCUAGACGCGCAGUCAAAACGUUUGUUUGAAGCGGAGCAACAUACUAAUGAGACUCCGACUAUUGAUAUUCUAUUAAAGUUUGUCCACAAUCGAUGCAAAAUAUUACAAAAUUCUACAUCGACACUUUUACCCAAACAAACGGAAUCGAGUAAAAAAUUACAUCAUAAGUCUUCAUUGUUCACUUCCAACAUUCCUGACCAAGGACAACAAACAUCUUGUACCAUGUGUAAAGAUUCUCAUUUCUUAUUUCAAUCAUCUAAAUUUAGUUCUCUACCAGUCCAACAGCGAUUCAAAGUAGCACAGUCACGUCGUCUCUGCAUGAACUGUUUGAGUGCUCAUCACAAAACAUCCACAUGUCAAUCAAAACACACGUGCCGCCAUUGUGCUCAAAAGCAUCAUACACUACUUCAUCUCGAUAAGUCAUUAGUAAAAACCAAAUCAAUUGAAUCGAGUCAUGAAAGUAGUGUCCCAGUGUGCUGA